UUACAAUGAAAAUCGUUAUAAUCAUAGUUUCUUUUUUAGCUUUUGGGUACGUAGAAGCGGCUGAACAACCAAAAUCUUUGGUAGAAAUUCUGAAACCCAAAAACGAUGUUGUUGCAACAAAUACUAGAUCUCAAAAUAAAAUAGAGCCAUUUGAGUGGUUGGAAUAUAUUACAGAACAUAAUGAACAACUUGUAAUUAUUAUAGACAAAGCGAUUAAUGCUUUGAGAAAGCCUCAAUUAGAAAACGAAUUUGUCAAAUUUGCAAUCAAUUUCUUAAAAGAAAUGAGAGCAAACCUAGUUCCAGGUUCAUCUUUUUAUGAUUUUGGAGUAGCAUCUCAUAGAAUGUUUACUGGACUUCUCGACGGAAUUAAAAAGCGACUAAUACACGCUAUUGAUGAAAUUAUUAAUGCUUUAAAAGAAAAGUAUCCAGGAAAUGUAUAUGCUUCAUAUAUUAUUCAAUACCUAGAGGCAUGGAAAGCGUAUUUAGUUGGAAAUUCAACUGCUUAUGACUUUGAAAUAGAAUCUCGUAGAACGUUUACUGGACUGCUUGAUGGAAUUAAAAAGUUAAUAAUAAACGCUAUAGACAAAACUGUUGCUGCUUUAAAAGAAAAGUACCCAGGAAAUUUAUAUGUUUUAUAUAUUAUUCAAUACCUAGACACAUGGAAAGCAUAUUUAGUUGGGAAUUCAACUUUUAUGAUUUCGAAACCUCAGACGUACGUGAACAGGCGUCAAAUUAGCGCUUAAAGAUAAAGAACUUCCAUAUUUAAUAGAUAAUUCAUGAAUUUUAAACACUUGGAUACUAGGCAAAUUCGUGCAAAUUAGCAUGAAAAUUCACACUAAGGAAGGACAGACUGCUUUCUUUACUAUACAUCAAGCUUACACUAUAUCUA
This is a messenger RNA of Chrysoperla carnea, 889 nucleotides long. RefSeq lists its product as uncharacterized. Bases 6 to 743 code for a protein of 245 amino acids. The record is from RefSeq and is a predicted model, not a curated record. The transcript has 2 exons. Lineage: Eukaryota; Metazoa; Arthropoda; Insecta; Neuroptera; Chrysopidae.